AUGAGACGACUGGUCCCAUCUUCUGCUCCCCAAGAUGGCGCAUCGCUAUCGUCCAAGGAGGAUCCAACGCUACCGCCCGAAGGCCCGCUGCUGUUGCCUUGCGGUUACUUGCCCAGAAAGGAGGUCUCGCCGUUAUCGGCCGAGGAAGUCUCGCCACUUCUGCUCGUAGAUAGUUGCUCAGCAGUAUUUUUUAUGCGUAAUACACUUGAAAGGACUAUUGUCGUUAUACUACACAGCAAAGAGAAAUCGCACAAAAUGCAUGACUACGCUAGCUUUGUUGCUAUUGAUAUGAAGGUGUUUCUAAUGGAUGUUGUUGGUGACACAACGGUGCAGAAAGUGCGCGUUUGCUGCAUCUAUCGUUUGUCGAUGCUUUUGCUGCAAUCUGAUAGCUGGUAA
Gongylonema pulchrum is the source of this 396-nucleotide messenger RNA. NCBI's taxonomy places the organism in Eukaryota, Metazoa, Nematoda, Chromadorea, Rhabditida, Gongylonematidae. The record is from the annotation of a GenBank genome assembly.